UCGAUCACUUUCAAAUACGAUCGGGAUCGGGGUUCAUUAAAAGUGACAGGUUGUUUGUAAACAGCAACGAAGCAGGACAAAGUGGAACACCAUUGAUUUAUGGCAUGCAAUAUUGAUAAACUUGAGACGAUGAAAACACACGUCUAAGUAUAUGCGCAUAAAAACCGCCCAAUAUGAUUGCACUUAUAUUUACGGAUGAAAAUAAUAAACAAACCAAAAAAAAUUACACUAAAAAUUUAAGUCUAACUUAAUCCUUUAAUUUAAAGACAGGAAAAACCAUCAAGGAAGUGAGUCACAGAACGAAGAUUGAUAUAUGAUCGUUCUAAUCAUUAUAAAUAGGGAGGUCAGUAAAAGAUAACCUUUCUUGUCUUUUUCCAUUAGUACUAAAAUUCAAUUCUCAAUGAUGACAGAUUCAAAAAGUAUCGACAAUAUAGCUAUAAAGGAUGAUAAACAUGCUGAUUCCAGUCUGGCCACCGGUCAGGAAAACAAAGAAAAGGUAUCCAAAAAGGAAUUUAGUAAAGAUCAGGAAUAUUUAAAAGAAUAUUUUGCCAAAGCCCUGGGACUUCGACCUCCGCCAAAACAAGUCUUAUCUACAGUCGACAUGGAAGGAAUAGCAAAAUUGAUCUCCGAGGGAAAGGCUAAAAAUAUCAUAACAAUGGCAGGUGCUGGAAUAUCUACAUCUGCUGGCAUUCCUGACUUUCGAUCACCAAAAACGGGACUCUAUGAUAAUCUGGAAAAGUUCAAUCUUCCAAAUCCCCAGGCUGUCUUCUCCAUUGAUUAUUUCAAGGAAAACCCAGUUCCAUAUUUUACAGUUAGGAAAGAAAUGAUUUUAGGAAACUUCAAACCUACACCAUGUCACUACUUUAUCAGAAUGUUGUCAGAGAAAGGAUUACUGCUCCGUCAUUACACACAGAAUAUUGAUGCCCUGGAGCGGACUGCUGGGAUUGAUCCCGAUUUAAUGAUGGAAGCACACGGGUCGAACAGGGUUGGGCACUGUUUGAACUGCUCCUCAGAAUAUUCACACAAGUGGAUAAAAGACAUUUUAAGGAAAGAUGGAAUUCCAAAAUGCACUGUUGAAGGAUGUACCGGGACUAUAAAACCAGAUACAGUCUUUUUUGGAGAGCAACUGCCAAAGAGGUUUACAGAGCUUGUAGAUCAGGACUUUGAUAAGUGUGACCUGCUUAUUAUUCUGGGAACAUCACUAAAGGUCCAGCCAUUUGCUAGGAUAACCAGUAGAGUCCCUGAUGAAACGCCUCGAUUGUACAUCAAUUUGGAGAAAACUGGGACAGAGGCGAAUCACCCCCUAUGUGUUCUGGUAUUUGGUGGAGGAUUUAAGUUUGAUGACGAGGAUAAUUAUCGAGACGUGUUUGUAGAAGCAGCAUGUGAUGAUGGCUGCUACAGACUGGCAGAUCUUCUGGGAUGGGGAGACGAAUUAAGAGAUCUUGUAAAAAGGGAACAUGCAAAGCUUGAUGUAGAGUUUGAAGAGGAGGAGAGAGCUUGGGCUGCUUCCCAGAUCCCCGUCAGUACAACAGCCAAUCAGAAGCCUUGCCAGAUCACGCCACAGCAAAAAAACAAAAACAUCAAAAACAAGAACGUCACAUCCAACAGGAAACAGAAACCCUGAAAUAAUAACGAAAACUCAGAUAAAUUUUGAUACAGAGAUAUUUAUACUGUGUAGCGUGGGUUAAAAAUGAAAUAAAAAAAUACUUCUUGACCAGCAUAUCCAAAACUGGAAAAGUAAUGUUAAUAAUUCAUCCAAGGGUGUUGGUUAUCAAAUUUAUAGAGAAAUUCUUGAACCAGAAAGGCAUUUUAUUAAGAUGCCUCAAAAAUUUUCAACUUUAUUAUGUAAAUUUAGAUGUAACAACUUUAAACCCCACAUUGAAAAUGGUAGUUGAAAUGGUCUCCCAAGAGAACAAAGGAUUUGUACUUUAUGUGAUUUUAUUUAACAUUGGUGAUGAAUUUCUUUAUGGUUUUUGAAUGCACACAAAAAGUAAUUAAAGAGGGUAGGUAAAGAUAUAUCUCACACUAUCUCACAUGCACACCAAACAGAGAGAAAUUUAAACAACUUCUUUCAACACAAAAAACUGUUUAGUAUUGAAAAUUUUAUGUAAUUUUUUGUUGAUUGUCAAACUAUUAUUGAUGGAAAUAAUUGAUUUGAAUCUUAUGAUAUUUUGUACUGUUUAUUAUACAUGAUUUAUAUUCUUUUCUAUCUGUUUGUAUCUUUUCUACCUCCUCUGUACAAUGUAUGAUUGUACAUUAAUGAGAAUAAAAUCAUUGUCAUUGUCAAAAAAAAAGUUACAAAGAUCACAGUGUCUGAUAAUAACUUACAAGAUCAAGAAGCUUAGGGUGGAACAACCUUCUAAUAAGAGAGAUAACUUCCAAAGAAAUCAAUCCCAAAAUGUCCAGUAAUUGGAUUUAAUUACCAGUGAUUAGUAAAGAAGACCUUAACACUUUUUUUAUUGCCAAUAUUUUUAAUGUUACUUAUACCAUUUGUACCAAGAUUUUAGUUUUAUUUAUCUAGUUUCCCCUGGCACCUAUUUAGCUGUCCAUCUGUCUGUCUACCUGUUUUUAUGUUUCACAUUCUCUUCUUAUUUUCUUCCUAUGCUCAGGUGAUUGAUGUGGCCCAGGGGCCUCUUGUUUUUAAACUACAUGUAUUACAAAUUGGGAUAUUUCUACAUCUUUGAACACAUUUUGAAAACUACAGUAAUAUGCAUUUACUUUUGUUUCAUUUUCCCUUAAAAUUAUUUGUUGCUAUUGGAUUCAUUAAUCUUUUGCAAUCACAGAUAGCAAUGUGAUAUUCUGAUUUAAAAAGCAGUGCUUCUUUAUGAAUGACACUACAUAUUAUUUUCAUAUAUACCUCAU
Molecule: messenger RNA, 2862 nt
Organism: Saccostrea cuccullata (small rock oyster)
Lineage: Eukaryota; Metazoa; Mollusca; Bivalvia; Ostreida; Ostreidae
Product: NAD-dependent protein deacetylase sirtuin-2-like
Exons: 15
Coding region: 401-1624 (407 amino acids)
Cellular component (GO): nucleus
Molecular function (GO): histone deacetylase activity, NAD-dependent; NAD+ binding
Source: RefSeq, a predicted model, not a curated record